Rodentolepis nana is the source of this 4857-nucleotide messenger RNA. The record is from the annotation of a GenBank genome assembly. NCBI's taxonomy places the organism in Eukaryota, Metazoa, Platyhelminthes, Cestoda, Cyclophyllidea, Hymenolepididae.
AUGGAGAUACAGGCGAUACAUCAAAAUUUGCAUUGGGAACCUAAUAAUGUAGAGCAGCCUAAUAACUAUAUAUCAGAUGAUGACGAUUUCGAAAGUGGAAAUAGCACAGCAAAAUUAUACGAACGCUCUCGUAUUAAGGCACUCGCAGACGAACGUGAAAUCGUGCAAAAGAAAACCUUCACGAAAUGGGUCAAUUCACAUUUAAUGGUUUUGAACGAGCGAGUUGAAGAUCUCUAUCUUGAUCUUCGUGAUGGUAAACAACUGCUAAGGCUUCUCGAAAUUCUCUCUGGGGAAAGACUUCCAAAGCCGACACGUGGCAAAAUGCGUAUUCAUUGUCUUGAAAAUGUCGAUAAAGCUCUGAACUUCCUCUGUGACCAACAUGUCCACCUGGAAAAUGUUGGCGCACAUGAUAUUGUGGAUGGCAACCAGCGUCUAACUCUUGGUCUGAUUUGGACUAUUAUACUUCGAUUCCAGAUUCAAGAUAUUAUCGUCGAAGAGUACCAGACUAGUGAGACUAAAUGCGCCAAGGAUGCCCUUUUGUUGUGGUGUCAAAUGAAAACUGCAGGUUAUAACAAUGUCAAUGUUCGUAAUUUCUCCACGUCAUGGCGUGAUGGUUUGGCUUUCAACGCUCUCAUUCACAAACAUCGUCCCGAUCUUAUUGAUUAUCCAAAAUUGGUUAAGUCUAAUGCUGCACAGAAUCUGCAAAAUGCAUUCACAGUUGCUCAUGAAAAUCUUGGAGUGUCACCGCUCUUGGAAGCUAAUGAUGUUUGUGUGGAGCAACCCGAUGAAAAAUCCAUAAUCACUUAUGUGGCUGCCUACUACCACUGCUUCAAUAAGAUGAAGGCUGAUACAGUACACUCUAAACGUGUUGGUAAGGUCGUAAACCAAGCAUUCGAAUCCUCCCAACUUCUUGAAAAGUAUGAAAUGGCUACCUCGGAUCUUCUUAACUGGAUUCAAAAGACUAUCGAACUCCUGAACGACCGUGUAUUUGCAAACUCGCUGACUGAUGUGCAACACCAGUUGGCAGGAUUCAAUACUUACCGCACUGUUGACAAACCACCAAAAUUUGUUGAAAAAGGUGACUUGGAAGUGUUACUCUUUACCUUACAGAGUAAAAUGCGAGCCAAUAAUCACAAGGUUUACACACCGCCUGAAGGUAAGCGCAUCGCUGAUAUUAACCGUGCUUGGGAGAAUUUGGAAAAGGCUGAACAUGCACGUGAAUUGGCCCUACGGGAUGAACUCAUUCGACAAGAGAAACUAGCCCAACUUGCCACCCGAUUUGAUCGCAAAGCUGGUAUGCGUGAAGCCUGGUUGUCCGAGAACCAAAGACUUGUUGCCCAGUAUAACUUCGGGUCAGAUUUGGCAACUGUUGAAGCUGCCACUAAAAAACAUGAAGCCAUUGAAACAGAUAUUUCCGCUUAUGCUGAACGUGUUAAUGCUGUAGUGAGUGUAGCGGACGAGUUGCAACUUGAAAACUACUACGAUAAUGAUCGUAUUCAGAUGCGUCGCGAAAAUGUUCUUCAAUUAUGGAAGAACCUACUUGAACUGCUCCGUAAACGCCGCAGCUGCUUGAAUUUGAGCCUCCAACUUCAGCGUGUCUUCCAAGAAAUGUCGUACUUGCAGGACUGGAUCGAUGAAAUUGGCAGCCGUCUUAAAUCUGAGGACUAUGGCAAACAUCUCAUGGGUGUUGAUGACUUGCUGCAAAAGCACAAACUACUUGAAGCUGACAUUAAGGUUCUUGACGAUCGUUUGAAUCAAGUGUUGGAGCAAGCGAAAGUAUUCAUUGACUGUAACUUCCCAGAGAAUGUUGAGGGCUAUCGUCCAAUUGAACCAGAGGUUGUUCAAAAGAAAGGUGAAGAUCUACGUGCAGCUUAUGACCAACUCUGUGAAUUAGCUUUUGCUAGACGUCGAGGGUUGGAGGACUCACGCAAAAUGUGGCAAUUCUUCUGGGAUAUGGAUGAUGAGAAGGAAUGGAUUAAAGAGAAGAGUCAACUUAUGUCUAGCCCCGAUUUGGGUCAUGAUCUCAGUUCUGUUGAACGCCUGCUUCGCAAACACCGUGCUCUGGAAGAGGAAUGUCAGAACCGCCAGAAUGUAUUCAAUAACGCUGUCAAUAUCGGUAAUCAACUUAUUGAAGAGGAUAACCGUGGCAAGGAGGAUAUUCAACAACGUAUUGAUGAAAUGCGCAAACUCUGGGAUCAAUUGGCUGAUGCCACUGCUGAUCGCAAGAAGCGUCUCCUUGAAUCUCAGAGAUUCUUCCAGCUCAUUGCUGAUUGUGAUGAUGCCAAUGCAUGGCUUCUAGAUCAACAGCGUAUUGCUAGUAAUGAGGAUGUUGGCGUCAAGAUGUCAACUACGGAAUCACUCAUUAAAACCAACCAAGAGCUUACGGAGAAUCUCGAAAACUAUCGUGAAACCAUUAAUGGUCUUCAUGAUACGGCCGCUGAAGUCUCGGAGUACCGUGAUUGCGAUUCGAACAUUAUUAGCUCUCAUCUUGGCACUGUUGAUGAUAACUAUGCUAAGGCGAUUGAAAUGGCUAAACAGAGACAACAGCGUCUCUUGGACGCUCUCUCAAUGUACAAACUCUUUGAUGUCUCUGAUACUGUUCGUACAUGGAUCACUGAAAAGAGGAAGCUUCUUACAACUCUCUGUCCCUCAGAUGAAAUUGAGGAGCUUGGUGUUAUUCGACACAGGUUUGAGUGCUUUGAGAAGGAAAUGACCAAGAACGCAGAAAAGGUUGGCUCAGUGAAUAAACUUUCUGAAAGUCUUAUUGGAACCGAUCACCCAGAUGCCCAACAGAUUAUAGUUCACCAAGACACUCUCAACACCACAUGGAAUGAUUUGGCUGAUUUAGUUGAGAAGCAGAAGAGUCAACUUGAGACUGCCUAUCAAUACAAUCAAUUCUUGAUUGAAUGCCAAGAGACUGCUAAUUGGAUCAAAGAGAAGGAACAGUUGAUUGAAUCAACUGAUGAACUUGGAAAUGAUCUUGAGGGUAUAAUGCAACUCCAAAGGCGUCUUAGUGGACUUCAACGUGAUUUACAAGCUAUCCAGGCUAAGAUUGAGCAUCUGGAUGAACAGGCCGACAUUCUUGAUGCUGCUAAACCCGAAGCUGCUGAGGUGAUUCGUGCUGAGAGGAAGAAGAUUCAUGAUUUGUGGGAUGAGCUCAAGGAGAUGCUUAAGGAACGUGAUGAUCGUCUCAAUGAUUCCAGCGAACUUCAACGCUUCUUGCAAGAUCUUGAUCACUUCCAAGUCUGGCUGCGUAAGGCUCAAACCACUGUUGCUUCUGAAGAUGUUCCUAACACACUUCCUGAAGCUGAGAAGCUGUUGCAAGACCACGAGCAGUUUAAGCCUGAGAUUGAUGGCUAUGAAGAUGACUUCAAGCGUCUUAUGGAAAUGGGACGCAAAGUUGUGGAGAACCAAACUGAUCCCCAAUACCUCUUCCUUUCUGAACGACUUGAUGGUAUUGAAGAGAACUGGGUCGCUUUGCACAAAAUGUAUGAGGAUCGUGACAAGGUCCUCAAACAGGAUGUUGAAGCUCAAUCAUUCUUCCGUGAUGCAACUCUUAUUGACAAGCUCAUUAACAAACAGGAGUCCCUCAUUGCUAAGGAAGUUGCUCCUACUCCUGAGUCUGUUGAAGAGGCUGUUCGUAAUUUGAAUACCUUCCAAUCUGCAAUGCCAGCAAAUGAAGAAAAGAUCGUUCAAGUUAUUGCUGCUGGUCGUGAUUUGGCUAGCCGUGGUGUUUUCCCAGCCGAUAAGAUCUUAACCAAGUGUGACCAACUUGAUCAGAAACUUCAAUCCAUCAAGGAUAAGGCUGUUGACCGUGAGGCUAAAUUAGCUCAACAAUCUAGACUUCAAGGUUUCGUACAAGACGUCGAUGAUGUUGAAGAAUGGAUUUCGGAGAAGGCUAUCAUGGCUCAACAAGCUCCUCCACUACUUAGCGCUGUUGGUAUUGCAGCCAUAUAUGGCAAAUUCAAAACCUUUGAGAGUGAAUUGGAUGCUAACAAGGAUAAAAUUGAAAAAGUUAUUUUUGAAGGUGAGCAGCUGAUGACUGAGGAACCACAACUUGUUGAACAGAUUGAACCCCGCAUGGAGGUUCUGCGGCGCCAAUGGGUAGAUCUCAACAAUCAAGCCCAAGAACAGAGUGCCAAGCUUGCUGAUUCUAAUCGCGAGGCCCUCUUUGGUGAAACUGCAAAGUCUAUGCUCACUUGGAUCACUGAGGUUUCCUCUCAAAUUGUCACUACUACUGAAGAAGUCACUGAAGAAGUUGGUCUUGUUGAACUCAAUGAGCAGAUCAAGGAUCAAGAGAAGAAGGAGCAAGAAUUGAUGGCCAAACGCAAGAUGCUCGAAGACAUGGCUAACCAUGCUGAGAAGUUGAAGGAGCAAUAUCCAGACAGAAAGGAUGAAUUCGAGCAGGUUCACCAGGAAGUACGCAUCCGUCUUAUGGAGCUGGAAGGUCCAAUGGCUAAUCGUCGUGAGAGACUUAUGAAACAGAAACGCGUGCGUCAGUUCUUCCGUGACUUGGAGGAUGAGAAGGAUUGGAUUCGCGAGAAGCUUGCUCUCAUUCAAGACCAAGGCAAGAUGGCCACUAGCCUCUUGGCUAAUCAACAAAUGCAACGUAGGCACAAGAUGCUUACUAACGAGGUUGAAAACCAUGAACCUCGAAUUAAUGCUGUGUGUCAACAGGGAGAGGAAAUGAUUGGUGAAGGUCAUCCGCAUAGUGAGAAGUUCCGAGAGGGUAUUGAUGAGGUCCACGCUCUUUGGGCUGAACUCAAACAAGCUUUGGCUGAUAGACAAGCUGCUCUAGUCCAGAACGAGGUUGCUCAACAAUACCUCUUUGAUGCUAGCGAGGCGGAAGCUUGGAUG